Messenger RNA from Carassius gibelio (silver crucian carp), 2032 nucleotides. Its product is annotated as basal body-orientation factor 1-like. The coding region runs from base 1 to 1425 and encodes 474 amino acids. NCBI's taxonomy places the organism in Eukaryota, Metazoa, Chordata, Actinopteri, Cypriniformes, Cyprinidae. The transcript has 12 exons. The record is from RefSeq and is a predicted model, not a curated record.
AUGCCGAUUAAAAAAGGAAAGAAAGCAAAGGGAAAAGAAAAGAACGAUGGCAAGCUAGAGUCGAAACGCGUUAAGGUAUCUGAUAUAGAGAGGGCAAAAGCAAACGCGGCUCUGUGGGAGGCCAGGUGUGAUCUGACCGAGAGUUCACGCGCGGAGGACCGUGAAGCAGCGCGAAGACUGAGCCAAAUCAACCAGCAGCUCACUGCUCUACAGCACCACACUGAGAACAACAGCAUCGAGAUCGUCGCUGUUCUGAGGAACAAACACCUGCAAAACGAGGACAAGAUAAAGGCACUGGAACAACAAAUUCAGCUCGAGAAAACAAGGGCUUCUCAGGAAAAGGAGAAUCUGGCCAUUCAGUACACUCUAAAGAUCAGUGAGCUGGAGGAGAAGUUUAAGAACAGAUCUAGUGAGUUCGACAUGAUUCAAGAGGAGCUUAAGAUCAUCAAUGACUUCCUUAAGAAAAAGCCUCAAAUGGAGCAAGAACUCAAAAAUCUGAAAGAAACUUUGGAAAAUGCAGAUCUAGGACACAAGAAAACACUUGCAAGAAUGGAGCAAAAGUUCUUCAAUAAUAAGGUUUUUCUAGAGAAGGAAGUUGAGCAAAAGAUUGGUGUGCUUGCAGAAAGGGCUCACAAUGAAUCCAUCAGACAGCUGGAUGAUGCAUCUCGCUCAGUGUUCAAGGAGAAUGUGCGUCUAAAUAAGGCAUUGGGUUACCACAUCGAAAAGGUAGAGGAUCUGCGGAAGAGAAAUACAGCACUGGCUGAAGAGAACAACAUCCUUAGUUUGCAUAAGGAGAUGAGGCAGGACACCUCUAAUGUCACAAUAUCUAAGCUUGCAGCCCAGCGGACCACUGUUUCUGAGCUGAGGGCAAAGGUGUUCACACUGGAGCAGGCCCUGGCCAGCAUGGUGGCUGAGUUUGAGUUGGAGAAGGCUGAUAUCAAGCAGCAUGCUGCAGUCAGGUCUCAGGCUGGCGGUGUAGAGCUGGACAAACUGCAGAAGCUUCUGAGUGUACGGGACAGGGAACUGGGCAGAGUGAGGAGAAUAGCCCGCAGCGUAGUGGAGCAACGAUCAGAUAUGGAGGUCCACUUCCAUGAGGCUUUGAACCAAGUGAAACAGGAGAUGCUAAUGCACAGACAGGAAGCAGAAGUGAAUCAUAGCAGGAGGAUGGAUGAGGCUGAAAAAGGCAGUCAGAAGAAAGCCAAAGUGAAUAUAUCAGAGAUGACCUGGGAGCAAAGAGAGAGAGUUCUCAGACUGCUCUUUGCUAAAAUGAAUAGCUUGACAUCGAAGAAACCAAUUCAUGCUCCAGCUCUGACAGAUUCUGAAGGGAACUGGUGUAGCAGCAAUCUAGGGAGUGAAGAGGAGGAAUCCCAUGUGACUUUUUUAACCCAAGAACCAGUUUCCAGCAUGAGCUCCAGUGGAAACUGAAAAAAACUGGAAAAAAACUGGAAAAGUGCUCUGCCAGACCUGUAGAUCAUCUGACCGAAUCACAGAUAAGAGAGCUAAAUAAAGUCAAAGUAUAAGUUAAAUAUUGCAUAUCAGCUAUGAAAUACCAGCAAGUGUUCAUGUGUGUCUAAACUGCAACUUAAGAAAAAAAAAAAGAAGACUUGAAAUGUCAUGGCAUAAAUCCACCCCACAAUACAUCCCCCCACAAUGCAUAAAUCCACCCCACAAAACAAAUGUCCAAGUCUAUUUACAUUGCAAACAAACAAUUCAAACAGUAUUUAAUAUAAAACAAAAUGGCCAUAACUUUAACCCUUUUUUAUUCAUGUCUUCUGAUCUAGUCACAUUGCUGAAUUAUUUCAUAGACAUUGAAUUACAGCAUAACUAAAUGUAACUAAAAUAACAUUUUAGUGGGAAGAUGGUAAACUUUUUAUAAUGUAAGCUAAUUUUCCUAAGAAAUUAUUUAUUUUUGAAAAUCUAAGAAAUAUUUUGUUUCAUUAAGCAAAUGUACUGUAUUAGUUAUUUUACCUACAAAACAAAUGUGUGUCAAUGUUGUUUUUAGACCUUUUUAUGCUGUAAAGAUGCUGCAUGU